GACAGUCGAUCCUCUGUUAUCGUUGUGGCUACGUUUGCGUCACUCGUGAUACUGACAGGUUGAGACGUGGUGGGUUUUAGUCAGAUGACAACAAAAGGCGUAAACAAGGAGCCCCUCUGUCGCUCGAAGGAGACUAACUCAAGAGAACCCUUCAUCCUGUCUCCACUCAGGGAAUCAUGUCCACCACCACGCAAGAAAACAGGCCUCUUCUAACUGGACCAGAACCAAAUAAUGAUCCAGAAAGUGCAAGAUCUCAUGACUCUCAGAGAAGCGAUCACCCAAAGGGAGAUGAGACAAGUGAGGAUGGAAACCGAGGUCUCACAGCAUCCUUCCACCACAUUGAUGAUUCUCACCAACAGACUACAAACUGCGAAACUCUGAUUCAUCUCAUCAAAGGAAACAUUGGUACAGGAAUCCUUGCCAUGCCAGAUGGCCUCAAGAACUCUGGGUUGUACACAGGCACUGUACUUCUUCCAUUCAUUGCUAUUAUCUGUAUUCACUGCAUGCACAUGUUGGUAAAUUGUGCUCAUGAACUGAAAGAGAGGUUGGGAGUGGCAGGGAUGGACUAUGCUGAAGUGGGCUACCAUGCAUUCUCCACUGGCCCAGCUCCCCUCAGACCGUUUGCCAGCACGGCCCGUCGAGUGCUGAAUACCUUCCUUACUCUGACACAGCUUGGCUUUUGCUGUGUCUAUGUGGUGUUCAUUGCAGCCAAUGUUAAACAGGUUGUGGAUUGUCAGUUUCCAGGGAAUGAUAUUGACAUUCAUGGAUAUAUGGCCAUCUUGAUAUUACCAUUGUUAGGUAUUUCAAUGAUUAGAUCUUUAAAGGUGCUGGCACCAUUCUCUCUACUUAGCAAUGUUUUCCUGGGACUAGGACUGGCCAUCACUUUCCACUAUUUGUUGAUGGAUAUUCCCUCAUCAUAUGACAGAGCAGAAUUCAAAUCCUGGAAGCAGCUGCCUCUUUUUCUUGGGACAUCAAUAUAUGCCUUUGAAGGCAUUGGAGUGGUUCUCCCUCUUGAAAGAAAGAUGAUCAACCCACACGACUUCCGUGGUCUUAAUGGUGUUCUUAACACUGGCAUGAUUCUUGUAACUUGUGGUUACAUUGCUGUUGGAUUCUUUGGCUAUCUGAAAUAUGGUGAUGCAGUCCAUGGUUCCAUCACUUUGAAUCUGCCUCCAAGUGACAAUCUGGCACAACUGGUGAAAGUCUUGAUGGCUCUUGCCAUUUAUCUGACUUAUUCACUGAUGUUGUAUGUACCAGCUGAGAUCAUGUGGCCCCACCUUGCUCCUAGAUUUCACUCCUCAAAGGCAAAGUGCCUAGGGGAAUAUGCUUUCAGGGCUUUCUUGGUGCUGGUAACAUGUAAGUAUGCUCUAGUUGUUUUCAUGACCUUGUGGUGUGGUGGUUAGUGUGGCUGAUUCACA
Molecule: messenger RNA, 1415 nt
Organism: Portunus trituberculatus (swimming crab)
Lineage: Eukaryota; Metazoa; Arthropoda; Malacostraca; Decapoda; Portunidae
Product: proton-coupled amino acid transporter 4-like
Exons: 9
Coding region: 177-1400 (407 amino acids)
Biological process (GO): amino acid transmembrane transport
Cellular component (GO): vacuolar membrane
Molecular function (GO): amino acid transmembrane transporter activity
Source: RefSeq, a predicted model, not a curated record